Racocetra persica is the source of this 444-nucleotide messenger RNA. The record is from the annotation of a GenBank genome assembly. Lineage: Eukaryota; Fungi; Glomeromycota; Glomeromycetes; Diversisporales; Gigasporaceae.
AUGAGAAAACAAGUAUUAUGUGCUUGUUCAUUUUGUCUAAAAGUGUCUAAUAAUGCUGACAAAUAUGUGAGCAUCUCUACUCGAAUGAGGCAUCAGUGGCAGGAAAAAGACUUUCGAAACACAUCUACUACCACUUUAUUAAUAAAUAUUCAAAAUUUAAAUAUAUACAGCAACAAUAUAGAACAUUGUAAUAGAUCAGAAAUAACAAAUCACAGUUUUAAUUCUUUGUCCAUGUCAAUAAAUCCUUCAGUGAUAAUUUUUAGUCUGUCAGAAAAUGAAUUAGGAUCAGAUGAUAUUGAAGAGAGUGAAUUGGGAUCAUAUUGCUUUGAAAAGAAUGAAUUGGAACUGGAUAAUUCUGAAAAAAUGGGAGAACAGGAGUCUUCGUUUUUUACAGCUUUUAAUAGUCUAGAAAAUAAUAAUCUUUGUGAAUUAGAGAGUAAUUAA